AUGUCGCAUGCAGAUAUUGCUAAUAUAUUAGGAACAAUUGGAACUGUUCUAUGGUGCAUCCAAUUAUCUCCUCAGAUCUAUUUUCUAUGGAAAAAGAAAGAUGCCACAGGUUUUCCCCCAAUAUUCAUGUUUCUUUGGGCUGCAUCUGGUGUUCCAUUUUCCAUUUAUUUUGUUGGAUCGGAUUCUUACAUUCCAAUGCAAGUGCAACCGCAGAUGUUUACACUUUUAUGCUCAAUAGCAUGGAUACAAUCUAUGUACUAUCCUCCAUACAGCUAUCCCAAGAGGAAAUGUAUUGGUUAUGCAGUUACAUUUUAUGCCAUAUCAUUAGCAUGCGAGUUGGGAUUUGGAAUCACAUUGAAAAAAGUUUAUUUGAACGGAACACAUUGGCCGAUGCUUGUAUUUGGAAUUAUUGCCUCUGUUUUGCUUGUUGCUGGUCUCGUUCCUCCUUAUUUUGAAUUAGCCAAGCGUCAAGGACAGGUUGUUGGAAUCAACUUUUUCUUUCUAGCUAUGGAUUCUUCGGGCGCAAUUUUUUCCAUGGCCAGUAAUUGUGUGGAUAAAAUCGAUAUAAUGGCUAUGAUUUUGUACAUUUUAGUGAUUGUCAUGGAAGCUGGAAUUUUUACCUCCCAACUAGUUUGGUGGCUGAGAAUUGGCCGAAAACAAAAGAACAAUAUUGACAGCGGUGACAAAGUCAACGAGAAUGAAUGUCUCCAAGAAGUUGAUCUAAACUCCAUUGAUCUUGAAAGUCAACGUUCACUUUCUGAAAGCCAGGUGCAACAGGAUAGAGAACGUCAGGCUAACUUAAAGAAGGAGGAAACGUUGACCCAUCAAUCGAAAUGCAAUAGCUCUGAUUGA
Molecule: messenger RNA, 852 nt
Organism: Brettanomyces bruxellensis
Lineage: Eukaryota; Fungi; Ascomycota; Pichiomycetes; Pichiales; Pichiaceae
Exons: 1
Coding region: 1-852 (283 amino acids)
Source: RefSeq, a predicted model, not a curated record